AUGAUAAGCAAAUUGUUUGUAAGUAAUUUUCCAGAAAGCUACUCCGAAGAGAGCAUGAGCCUAAUUUUUAAUCCUUUUGGGGAGAUCAAGUCGAUUAAGAUCCUGAGAGAGCCCAGAUUGUUUUCAAUUAUCGAAUUCCAAGAGCCUCUGGAUGCAAAGGCUGCGAUGGAUUCCCUGGGCGGGAGGAGGGUGUAUGGACACAAUGAGCCAUUGCACAUCGAGAUGGCCUUCGACAGAAAGAAGAGGGUUGCUGUUUCUGGAAUCCCCUCGGACUCAUCGAAAGAAGAAGUUCUAAAGUUCUUUCAAUAUUAUGGGUCCGUAGAAAACAUUACACAUGGAGACGACAUGCAAACGAUUUUUAUUGAUUUUUCGUCCCAACAGGAUGCCGAGAGCUUUCUUGAGCUCGACCAAAAGAUAAGCUUUGGAAAAGAAAAAUGCAGGCUCUCUAUUAAGCCUUUUACUAAGAGGGAGCGAAAGGACAGCGUCCUCAGCCCAGAAAGAAGCGUUUUCAUAUACAACCUGUCCCCAAGAACAACCAGAACGGAUCUUGCAGAUCUAUUUGUGAAGUUUGGGGAGAUACGAUCCUUGGGCAUACUAAGCGGAGGAAAGGCAUUUGUUAACUAUGACAAAGAGCUGUCUGCCCUAAAGGCAAUCCGGCACAUGGAUGGAAAAAGUGUCGGUGGCAAAAAAAUCAGAAUAGCUCUUAAGUCCAUGAAGAAGGGACUGCACAGGCAUGUCUAG
Encephalitozoon cuniculi GB-M1 is the source of this 741-nucleotide messenger RNA. RefSeq lists its product as uncharacterized. The transcript has a single exon. Lineage: Eukaryota; Fungi; Microsporidia; Unikaryonidae. Gene Ontology annotation, molecular function: RNA binding. The record is from RefSeq and is marked provisional. Bases 1 to 741 code for a protein of 246 amino acids.